UGUUGUGGAUUAUUGUAGGGAAUGUACCUGUUGGAGCCAAUCUUCUUUCUUCUUAUUUUGAAAAAGGAGGAACAGUACACUGACAUGUGCCUGGGAAAACAUGCCGCAUAAAAGGAUGUUUUUGAAACCAUUGAGAUCGCCUGUGAAAAAUCCCUCGCCUACGGCUGAGAGGCCUUGAAAUACUGCUUCUCCAAGCCACUAGAAUGCCUGGCUGCUUCAAACAGACCGUGUUUGCUUUCAUCGCUGCAUUGAGCUUUGCAUCUUUUAUCUUGAUCCUCAUCGCAAUGGGCACUCAGAAAUGGAUGACGGCAAAAAUCCUUUGCAAAACAGGAGCCGAGCUGGUCAACGCCACAGACCCAGAGCUGGUAAAAUUCAUGGGGGAACUUUACUACGGACUCUUUGGCGGUGGCAAAAUGCGACAGUGUGGGUUAGGUGGGAGGCAGUCCAGAUUCACCAUAUUUCCACACUUGGUGAAAAAGCUGAACACAUCCCUCCACGUGGUGAUUAUUCUCUUCCUUUGCGUGGCGUUUUCUUUCGCUCUGGUCAGCUUGGGAUUCUGCGUCUUAAACAUCCUCAAAGUUCCCUACCGGGCUAUUAAAGGUCCAGGAGGAAUCGCCCUGUGGAAUGUCCUUGCAGGGGUUUUUGCAGUGUUGGCAGUAACUAGCUUCAUGGCUGCUGUUGAGUUGCAUAACCUUACAGAAAGGAUUGCCAAUUUCCGGGAAAAUGUCUUCCAGUUUGUCAUCUUGGAAGAACAGUAUCAGCACUGUUUUUGGCUUUGUGUAGCAAGCGCAACCAUUCACGGUGUCAAUUUGCUACUGGUUGCUUUCAGCUUGAUUCACUUCCCUACACUAAAGACCAAGCCAGAAGAAGCCAAUGUUACAGCUGAAGACAUCAUGUACUAAACAUCUGCCUCUCACUUGCUUUGUUUUAAACAUGUGUGGUCUAUUUUAAGUUAUUAACACUGGCAAGGGAUUACAAGAUGUGGAGAAAAUAUCGAGCAGCACCACAAUUUGGGUUAUUUCGGCCAGUGCUGAGGCCCAGGGCUCUCUGAUCAAGUCAUGUAUUCCAUUAUUCUUCUGGGAAGACUGGAAACAGCACAAGUCUCCUGUUUUUUCACCUGUUGUGCCAAACCUUUCAGGAUCCCAGAACAGAGCAAGAACAUUCUUCUUUUGCUUAAUGGCAUCUUGCUCAGAGACCAGCAAAAUCCUGAAUUAAGAAACAAGGGAAGAGGUUUACCUCAGGGACAUAUUUUUCUCUUCUUCUAUAGUCCUUAAACAAUGGCACCACAUAUUGAACUGUGACUCUGGGGGUAGUGUAACAAUGCUAAAUGCAGAUCUCCCCAUGCAGAAAUCUGUACAUAGGUCGAUGUGAGAAAGACUAAGCUAAAAGAAUCCCAUCUCUUUUAUUGAGAUAAUGUAUGGACUUUUAUUCCGACAUGAUGUACCCCUGUGGGGUGUGGACCAUGUGCUUUUUUGGACAGCUUUUCAUAAUAAGAGGAAGCAAGCACCGAGUGCCUGGCUGUUCCCCAAAGUUUUUUUCUCUCUCUGCUGGACUGGU
Molecule: messenger RNA, 1557 nt
Organism: Anolis sagrei ordinatus
Lineage: Eukaryota; Metazoa; Chordata; Lepidosauria; Squamata; Anolidae
Gene: CLRN2
Product: clarin 2
Source: RefSeq, a predicted model, not a curated record